Dovyalis caffra is the source of this 495-nucleotide messenger RNA. The record is from the annotation of a GenBank genome assembly. Lineage: Eukaryota; Viridiplantae; Streptophyta; Magnoliopsida; Malpighiales; Salicaceae.
AUGAAGCUAUCAACGAGGUUGAUUCUGCUGCUUCUCAAAACACUAUUGUUUUCCAAUUCAAAGUCUCUUCAGGCUUCAUCAAUCAUGGCAAGUACAAAGACAAUGGAGGCAGACUUGAUGCACCAUGAUGUUCAAGAAGAAGAUGAAGCAGUAGAAGAAGAAGACUACGUGCUUCUUGAUCUUGAUGCUGUCUUUGCCCAAGUUGAUAUUACUCCAGAUACACCAUAUGUUCUUUCUGGUCUUGACACUCCGGAGCCAAUAUUGAUUAUAGAUGACAAAGUGAAGCUGAAAAGUGUCUCUGCAGAAGCUGCCCCUUUGGUUCAGGAAGAAGCAGGACCAUCAGAAGCGAACCUUUUUGCGGGUAGAUGCAUAAUAGAUCCAAACCAAGCUCCAACUAAGGAAGUGAAGCCAGUUGCACAACUUCACAAGAUCCUAAGGUUUAGAUUGUUACCGGAUGAUGAUUUUCAAGAUGCUGCAGUAGAAUCGAAGUCAUGA